This is a messenger RNA of Limanda limanda (common dab), 1483 nucleotides long. Its product is annotated as phospholipase A and acyltransferase 4-like. The record is from RefSeq and is a predicted model, not a curated record. Gene Ontology annotation, molecular function: A2-type glycerophospholipase activity; glycerophospholipid phospholipase A1 activity. Lineage: Eukaryota; Metazoa; Chordata; Actinopteri; Pleuronectiformes; Pleuronectidae. Bases 408 to 911 code for a protein of 167 amino acids. The transcript is spliced from 5 exons. Gene Ontology annotation, cellular component: cytoplasm. Gene Ontology annotation, biological process: N-acylphosphatidylethanolamine metabolic process.
UGUUAGAUUUGUAUUUGACAUUGUUUAAAUCAUGCAAAUGUUCUUUCACAGCUUCACAAAUGGUCAAAACCUGAAGGCAGAGUUGCUGCUGCCCUCUUCUAGAGAAAUGAAACUCAGCCAACUUACUGGAAAUGAUUGUAAUGUUGGGGGACGUGCAGAUCUGCAGUAUUUCACUGCACACACACAGACUGUGACAGAAGCUGAUAGACGAAGAGCUGAAGACAUGGAGCAAACGCUUCACAAAUGGUCAAAACCUGAAUGCAGAGUUGCUGCUGCCCACUUCUAGAGAAAUUAAACUCAGCCCACUUACUGGAAAUGAUUGGAAUGUUGGGGGACGUGCAGAUCUGCAGUAUUUCACUGCACACACACAGACUGUGACAGAAGCUGAGAGACGAAGAGCUGAAGACAUGGCACAAAAGGGAGACCUGAUCGAGAUCAGCCGUGGGUCCUAUCAGCACUGGGCCGUCUACAUCGGAGAGAAUGAAGUGGUUCAUUUAGUUAGAGAGGGUGGUAAGUCAUCUGGCUCAUCGGCAAAUCCGGGCAACAUCAAUGGAAAGGUGAAGCGUGAGGAGUUCACCGAUGUGGUCGGCAAUGACAGUUACCGGGUCAACAAUCUGCUGGAUAACAGCCGUAAUCCUCGUGAUCCUUCCAUCAUAGUGGACGAGGCCUGUGCGAUGGUGGACCGCAAGCUACCGUACGACCUUGUCACUUGCAACUGUGAGCACUUUGCUACCAGGAUCCGAUACGGCGAGGCAGAGUCUCUGCAGGUGACAAUACCCUCUUUGAUUGCAAUCAUCGCAGGAACCUUUGUCGCCUUGGUCACUGGAGGCCCCGUUGUCGCCGUAGGAGUCGCAGUAGUUGGGGCAUUUGCUUUCUGUGCAGCUCUGAUUCGCAGUCGUUCCAGCAGUUAAGAGGAAGAGGAAGACAACAAGAAGAAAACAAGAACAAAUCACAAACACUGGCAACAAUGAAUGUUGGCAUGUAGCCGACAGUGAUUAUGAUUUUAACUUUUUAAAUAAACGAUUUCACUUGUGCAAUCUGGAGAGAAAAAGGUUGUUGUUCAACACAGUUAAAAGACAUUUGACCUUGAAUCAGAUAAGACAAUAAGGCAUUAAAUCAUCUGGAUGAUUAGACUAAAGACACAUCUCUGCAGACUUCACCUUGGAUAAAAGAUACAAAAUAUAUACUUCUAUAUCUGUUUAGUAGCACCUCUAUAUAUCUAGUAGCACUAAUAUAACACUUACAUAUAGCAUUUUGUAGUUUGGCUUCUUGAAGCAAAUUGCACUUGAUUCUUGUUGCUCUGGGUUUGUUCUCUCAUGGUUGAUGCUCUUAUUGUGACUUUGGAUAAAAUCGUCAGCUAUUUGAAAUGUAAUGUGAUGUGAUGUUAGGGAUGUUUCUUUGUCUUUCAUGUCAUUUGUCACUUUUUAAACGGAUCAAAUAAUCAUUUGCACACAAUUUAUUUGCAAUAAAAUAAUUUAAGAUA